Molecule: messenger RNA, 493 nt
Organism: Tetrahymena thermophila SB210
Lineage: Eukaryota; Ciliophora; Oligohymenophorea; Hymenostomatida; Tetrahymenidae
Exons: 2
Source: RefSeq, a predicted model, not a curated record
UAAGUCAGUAAGUAAUUAAAAAAGCAAUCUAAUAAAACAAUAAAUAACUAACUAACUUGCUUACUAACGAAGUGACUUAAUUAGCUAAUCACUAAGUGAAAAGCGUAAAUCAACAAAAUAAUCAAUUUUUUCAAAAUUUCUUGCUUUAUCAAUCAAUAAAUUAAGUUUUUACCUUAAAUCAAGUGUCAAACUUGUGAUAUUCUUGCACUACGCUAUUCCUGUGCCUAAAUGUUUUGCACCCUAUGCACCAAUACUAUUAACCCUUUAAAUAUAAGAAUAAAUAAUGAAUUUAGAAAAUAAAUUUAGAGGAGAAAGGAUUGUAAAAAAAGAUUGUUGGUUUUGUUAGUAUCUUCGUUUGUUUUUGAAGGAGUAAGUAACUAACUAACUAACUAACUAAGUAAUAAUUAAAAAAGCAAUCUAAUAAAACAAUAAAUAACUAACUAACUUGCUUACUAACGAAGUGACUUAAUUAGCUAAUCACUAAGUGAAAAGC